Molecule: messenger RNA, 4155 nt
Organism: Populus trichocarpa (black cottonwood)
Lineage: Eukaryota; Viridiplantae; Streptophyta; Magnoliopsida; Malpighiales; Salicaceae
Product: type II inositol polyphosphate 5-phosphatase 15
Exons: 9
Coding region: 430-3855 (1141 amino acids)
Biological process (GO): phosphatidylinositol dephosphorylation
Molecular function (GO): phosphatase activity; protein binding
Source: RefSeq, a predicted model, not a curated record
UUGAAUUGACCGGCGAAGAACACCUCACCGUUAAGGGGAAAAAACCUAAAAACAAGGAAAACAUAACCGCUAUAUCACUCGACUACUGGCUAUUCCAAAAAACUGUUUGCAAAUGUGCCAGGAACAGUGUUUUUUUAAAAUUAUUUCUUCAAAAAACAGUAUAAAAAACAUUAACUACCAUAGUUGCCGAACACCAUCUCACAGCGUCGUGCCACAGUCCGCAUCACAACGCCGGAUCGUGAAUUCGUGACCGCCUCACGGUCCGUUCUUGGCGUCCCCUAUCUCCUUUUCCGGUGUCUUAAAAUCUUAAAAUCCCAACAGCAUCCUCACCUCGAUUCUUCUCCCUAUAUUCUCUCUUCUCUCCUUUCAGUUAUAACUUACAAGCAACCAACAGCAGCACCAGUAUCACUCUAAAAAAUAAAAAUAAAAAUGGACGACGUUUUUUUCUCCCUUCACUCUGCAUCUCCUCGAACCAACAGCGAUGAUGCUUCUUCGUCCUCACCUCCGCUCCGAACACCAAAGAUCUUCGACCGUUACUUUUCUUCCUCCUCCUCACCAUCCUCCUCCUCCGACGAUGAUCUACAGCCCUCCAAUCCCAAUCCCUCCCUGGAAGCCUCCACUAAACGCCUGGAUUACAUGAUCCAGUUCCUCGACCGAAAACUCUCCAAUAACAACUGUAAUAAUAGCUCUAACAACAACGAAAGUGUUUCCCACAGACACAAAACUCCGGCUCUACCAGAAUUCAUUGGCAAAGGAGGGGGAACCGGGAUUUUCCGUAUCCCAGUUCGAGCCGCGGUUCACCCAGACCGUCCACCCAGUCUUGAAAUUCGGUCACAUCCGCUGAGAGAAUCUCAAACCGGUCGGUUUUUGAGAACGAUUGUAACUACCGAGACGCAAGUAUGGGGUGGGAGAGAAAACGGCGCCGUUCAGGUCUGGGAAUUGAAGGAAAUGUACGGCGGGAGUGAUGAAACGGCGCCGUUCAAGGAGUCUGUGGCGUUGAAUUCGGGUUCGGGCGUUACGUGUUUGGUUGGUGAUGAAGGGAGUCGAGUUGUUUGGAGUGGACAUAGAGAUGGUAGAAUUCGGUGUUGGAAAAUGGAUACGGGUCCAGGGUUGGACCGAAGUCGUGUCAAGGAGGUCUUGUCUUGGAUGGCACAUCGCGGGCCAGUCAUGACCAUGAUCUUGACUUGUUAUGGGGAUUUGUGGUCGGGAUCAGAAGGGGGGGUUAUUAAGAUAUGGCCCUGGGAAGAUCUGGAAAAGGCCUUUUCAUUUACCGCAGAAGAGAGGCAUAUGGCUGCACUGUCAGUGGAGAGGUCAUAUAUUGAUAUAAGGAACCAAGUGACCAUGAAUGGAUUCAGCAAUGUAUUGAAUUCCGACGUUAGAUACUUGCUUUCUGAUAAUUCCAGGGCUAAAGUCUGGAGUGCUGGGUUCCUGUCGUUCGCAUUGUGGGAUGCACACACUAGGGAGUUGCUGAAAAUGUUCAAUAUAGAUGGUCAGAUUGAAAGACUGGACAUGUUGUCAGGACAGGACUUAACCUUUGAAGAUGAUAUCAAGAUGAAAAUUGUUGCUGGUUCAAAGAAAGAGAAAAUGCAAACUUCAUUCGGUUUCUUUCAGCGUUCACGUAAUGCUAUAAUGGGAGCAGCUGAUGCUGUUCGUCGAGUUGCUGUAAAAGGUGGAUUUGGAGAUGAUAAUAGGAGAACAGAAGCGGUAAUUAUAACAACAGAUGGAAUGAUUUGGACUGGGUGUGCAAAUGGCUCGCUUGUGCAAUGGGAUGGAAAUGGCAAUCGUUUGCAAGAUUUCCAGUAUCAUCCUGUUGCUGUUCAGUGCUUGUGUACAUUUGGUUUGCAAAUAUGGGUUGGUUAUGCAAGUGGCACUGUUCAGGUGUUAGACCUUGAGGGUAAUCUGGUUGGAGGAUGGGUGGCUCACAGCAGUCAAGUAAUAAAAAUGGCUGUUGGGGGUGGCUAUGUUUUCACCCUGGCUAAUCAUGGCGGUAUACGUGGAUGGAAUGUCAUGUCUCCAGGACCCCUUGAUGGCAUACUGCGUUCAGAGUUAGCUGGAAAAGAAUUUUUGUAUACAAGGAUAGAGAAUUUAAAAAUAUUGGCUGGUACAUGGAAUGUAGCACAAGGAAGAGCUUCGCAAGACUCACUUGUGUCCUGGUUAGGUUCUGCUGCUGGGGACAUUGGCAUUGUUGUUGUUGGGUUGCAAGAAGUUGAGAUGGGUGCUGGUGUUCUUGCAAUGUCUGCAGCUAAGGAAACUGUUGGACUGGAGGGCAGUUCUGCUGGGCAGUGGUGGCUGGAUAUGAUUGGCAAAACAUUGGAUGAAGGGUCAACAUUUGAACGUGUUGGUUCUCGGCAGCUAGCAGGCUUGCUGAUUGCUAUGUGGGUUAGAAAUAAUCUUAAAGCUCAUGUCGGGGAUGUUGAUGCUGCUGCAGUUCCAUGUGGCUUUGGGCGUGCAAUUGGUAAUAAGGGUGCUGUUGGUUUGAGGAUUAGGGUAUAUGAUCGGGUAAUGUGCUUCAUUAAUUGUCACUUUGCAGCACAUUUAGAAGCGGUCAAUCGUCGCAAUGCUGAUUUUGACCAUGUAUAUCGGACAAUGACCUUUGGCCGACCAUCUAACUUCUUCAAUGCUGCAGCCGGUAUGGUGUCAUACCUUUUCUUGUCUUGCUCGAUUGUCUGCCAUUUAUUUUGGCUUGUUUAUAGAACUGGCUUGCCAUUGCUCCUUUCUUUUGCAGCUGGCACUUUAUCUGCAGUCCAAAAUCCCUUGCGUCCAGAAGGAAUACCCGAGUUAUCAGAGGCAGACAUGGUCAUAUUUCUUGGCGAUUUUAAUUAUCGGCUUGAUGGUAUAUCUUAUGACGAAGCAAGGGAUUUUGUGUCUCAGAGAAGCUUUGAUUGGCUUAGAGAAAAGGACCAACUCCGAACAGAAAUGGGAGUUGGAAAAGUGUUCCAAGGAAUGCGCGAAGCAGUUAUUAGAUUUCCUCCCACAUACAAGUUUGAAAAGCACCAACCUGGUUUAGCAGGGUAUGAUUCAGGUGAAAAGAAGCGCAUCCCUGCCUGGUGUGACAGGGUACUAUAUCGUGAUAGCCGGUCAGCCCAUGUAUCUGAAUGCUGCUUAGACUGUCCUGUUGUUUCUUUGAUAUCCCAGUACGAUGCUUGCAUGGAUGUAACCGACAGCGAUCACAAGCCUGUUCGUUGCAUAUUCAGUGUUGAUAUUGCACGAGUUGAUGAGUCAGUGAGGAGACAAGAGUUUGGAGACAUUAUGAAAUCAAAUGAGGAAAUUAGAUACAUAAUUGAUGAACUAAGCAAGAUUCCAGAAACUAUUGUCAGCACAAACAACAUAAUCCUUCCAAACCAGGAUACAACAAUUUUGCGUAUCACAAAUAAAUGUGGGGAAAAUGAUGCUUUGUUCGAAAUUAUUUGUGAAGGCCAGUCUAUAAUUGAUGAGAAUGGACAAGCAUCAGAUCAUCAUCCAAGAGGUUCCUAUGGCUUUCCGCAAUGGCUUGAGGUCACUCCAGCAGCUGGUAUAAUUAAACCAGGCCAUAUUGCCGAGGUGUCAAUUCAUCUUGAAGAUUUCCCCACUUUGGAAGUUUUUCUUGAUGGUGUCCCUCAAAAUUCAUGGUGUGAAGACACCAGAGACAAGGAAGCUAUAUUGGUGGUGAAAGUUCGUGGAACUUGCAACACAAAUGAGACAAGAAACCACCGGAUACGUGUGCGCCACUGCUGUUCAUCGCAAACAGCACAACUUGACCCAAGACCGAAUGGCUCGGAGCAAAUCCAAGGAAAUCUUCUUCACCGGGCUGAUUACCAACAUCUUAGCAGUUCCUAUGAUGUGGUCAGCCACCUGCGUAACUUGCGUAGUCCAUAAAUGGAAAUCAUUUGCAGUUGUUGAAUGGCAAAGCACUGACGAGUUGUUCUCCCUUCUCCAUUUUUUACAAUCAUCUUCGUGUAAAUAACAGAAGCCUUCUUGCUUUCAUUGCUUUUACAAGUUGAGCGCUUGUAAAUAGUUUUUUCUUUCAGUUUGAUCCAAUGCUAAUUUUUUGUAUGUCUUCAGUUUUUUAGGCGAGUCUGAAUAUUUGCAUUUUUCUUCUUCUUAAUUUAGUUCUCAAUUGAAAAGGAUCAAUAUGAGGCAUCGUUCUUGAAUAAAUGAUGCAUGGAUCAAUUUCAA